Penicillium diatomitis is the source of this 1068-nucleotide messenger RNA. Its product is annotated as mitochondrial 54S ribosomal protein uL5m. The transcript is spliced from 3 exons. The record is from RefSeq and is a predicted model, not a curated record. Gene Ontology annotation, molecular function: structural constituent of ribosome; RNA binding. NCBI's taxonomy places the organism in Eukaryota, Fungi, Ascomycota, Eurotiomycetes, Eurotiales, Aspergillaceae. Gene Ontology annotation, biological process: translation. Bases 1 to 1068 code for a protein of 355 amino acids. Gene Ontology annotation, cellular component: cytosolic large ribosomal subunit; ribosome.
AUGGCCGUCAGGGAAUCAUCAAGACACCUGGCACGGUCUGUGCCUAGGGCAUUUGUGCCCUGCAACCGCACACCGGCAUUCCUUGGCCGCCGCAAUGCCUCUGACGAGGCUCCAAGCCGGCGUCUGUCGGACCAACUGGACGAGCUCGAGACCGCGUCGUCCUUGAGUGCGACUGUCCCCGAAGAUGUCGCAAAGUCCUUCGACCCGGUGGCCCGCUCAAAGGGUCGCAAGUCCCAGCUUCCUCGGUCUCGCUACCAAUUCCGUUCUCCCAAAUACGACCGCGGUCCUCUUCACCCUCAUCAACCUCCUCCUCCUUCAGAUCCCUCCUCCCGUCUCUUUGUUCCUGGACCCUUCUCCCUUCCGCGGGCCCAGCAGACCUAUAAUGCCACCGUCGCGUCCGACAUUCUGACCCUAUGUUACGUUCACACACCUCCGGGCUUCAAGGCUCCUGUCAAGGCGCCUCGUCUGCGUGAGUGGGAUGAGAGCUCUCCAUACCACAAGAACCGACCUCUCCGCGGUCCUCGCGGUGGUGAUGUACUCCGCUUGCUCCGCAAACCGAUCAAGUUCAACAAUAUCCCCGAGAUCGAGCGAAUCACGAUCCACAGCUACGUCAAGGGUGCUGCGCAGGAAAACUCAGGCUGGCUGCACGUUGCUGGUAUGGCUGUGCAGGCCAUUUCCAACGUCCGUGUGGAGACCUCCAAGUCCAGGGCUAGCGUUGCUACAUGGAGUAUUGCGCCCGGCCGUGACACUGUCGCUGUCAAGGCGGAGAUGUACGGCGAGACCAUGUAUCAUUUCCUCAGCAAGCUAGUUGAUGUGGUUCUUCCUCGCAUCAAGGACUGGCCGGGCGUCAAGGGCAGCAGUGGUGAUAGCAGCGGCAAUAUUACGUUUGGUCUGGAACCAGAACAGGUUGCCUUGUUCCCGGAGAUUGAGGUCAACUACGACAUGUACCCUCCCAAGAUGAUUCCUGGUUGCCACAUCACCCUCCACACCACCGGCAAGUCCGACAAGGAUGCUCGCCUUCUGCUCAGUGCCAUGGGCGUGCCGUUCUACGGAAAGAUCGUGCACUAG